AUGGCUGCAUCAGCCCCCAUAGACCGCAUCCCACCCACAACAACAGCCUACGUUAUCGCAACUGCCAUUCUCGCUGGCGUGACAGGCUACUUUAUCGGCCAAGGUUCCUCGCUGAAUCUCUUCAAAGAGAAGCAAGGCUGGCCGAACGGAUACGACGUCAAGGUCCACCGGGACUCGUCAGACGAGGAAGACGAAGCGGAAGACGAAGCCGAGUCCGACGACGACAGUGAAGACGGCAAUGGCGAGGAGCUAGCUCAGUUCAAGGACAACGUCGAGGAAGUGAAGCUGGUGUUGGUAGUGAGGACGGACCUGGGUAUGACCAAGGGCAAAAUCGCCGCUCAAGCUUCCCAUGCGACACUCGCCUGCUACAAAUAUUUCCUCACUCAUGCACCCGACAGCCAGAUCCUGCGCCAAUGGGAGCGCGGUGGCCAGGCGAAGAUCGCGCUGCAGAUUAAGGGCGAAGAUGAGCUGUUGACUCUUCAGGCGCAAGCUAUGAGCUUGGGUCUUUGUGCGCGUGUUAUUCAGGAUGCGGGCCGGACACAGAUUGCUAGUGGGAGUCGGACGGUUUUGGGAGUUUUGGGACCCAAGAGCAUUGUUGACGGUGUAACGGGGCAUUUGAAGUUGCUGUAA
Molecule: messenger RNA, 630 nt
Organism: Penicillium odoratum
Lineage: Eukaryota; Fungi; Ascomycota; Eurotiomycetes; Eurotiales; Aspergillaceae
Product: aminoacyl-tRNA hydrolase PTH2
Exons: 2
Coding region: 1-630 (209 amino acids)
Cellular component (GO): cytosol; mitochondrion
Molecular function (GO): peptidyl-tRNA hydrolase activity
Source: RefSeq, a predicted model, not a curated record